UCGAAGGCCAAUUACAAACAAAAACACUUUGAAAAAAAACAAUACUGCAGAUAAACCGCCCUAAUUUACAGCCAUUGUUCGCACUCGCAGAUAUCAGUGAGCUAAUCUGGAGUAACACUUUGUCCAGUGCAGUCAGUAACAACUUUCGCCCGCCAAAGAACGGACGCUUUGCUUCGACAUGGCCGCAUACAAGAUGGGAUCGGGGUACUCCGUGCCUAUGACUCUUUUCAGGGACAACAGGCAAAGGUCUGUCCAAGCAAUCCAGCAGAGGAUUGCAGGUGGCCUUAAAUUCGACUCGGGCAAUUUGUUGGUGUUGCUUGAGGGCGGCAAGGACAAGAGCCUGUACAACACCGACGUGGACUACGUGUUCCGGCAGGAGUCUUAUUUCCAGUACCUCUUUGGAGUCAAGGAGCCCGGAUGUUAUGGAAUCUUAACGAUUGACGUGAAAACGGGUGGCUACAAGAGUGCGCUGUUUGUCCCUCGUCUUCCUGAAGAGUAUGGAACAUGGAUGGGUGACCUACUGGCUCCGGAGGACUUUAAAAACAUGUACGAGGUGGACGAAGUCUUCUAUGUCGAUGAACUCAACGACUAUCUGGGCCGAGCUGCACCUAAGUUGAUACUAACGCUGAGCGGCACAAAUUCCGAUAGCGGCCUAACCCUAGAGCCGCCAGAGUUCGAUGGCAAGGAGAAGUAUGUAACCGACUGCGAUCUUCUCUAUCCCGUCCUCUCCGAAUGCCGAGUAAUCAAGUCGCCGGCUGAGAUUGAGGUUCUGCGAUAUGUGGCCAAAGUCUCUUCUGAUGCUCACAUUAAGGUGAUGAAGUUCAUGCGGCCGGGACGUAUGGAAUUUGAGGGCGAGUCUCUAUUUCUGCAUCACUCCUAUUCUGUGGGUGGAUGCCGCCACGCCUCCUAUACCUGCAUAUGCGGUAGCGGCACCAACUCUUCAAUCCUCCAUUACGGUCACGCUGGAGCUCCCAACAGUAAGCCCGUCCAAGACGGCGAACUUUGCCUGUUCGACAUGGGCGCCAACUACUGUGGAUAUGCGGCAGACAUUACCUGUACAUUCCCGGCCAAUGGAAAGUUCACCGCCGAUCAGAAGUUUAUCUACAACGCAGUACUGGCGGCCCGUAACGCGGUGAUGGAGACUGCUCGGGACGGAGUGUCCUGGGUGGACAUGCACAAGCUGGCAGGCCGGGUGCUUUUGCAGCAACUUAAGGAUGGCGGCAUGCUGACGGGUGAUGUGGAGGAAAUGCUUGAGGCGGGUGUUUCUGGAUACUUCCAACCCCAUGGCCUAGGACAUCUGAUUGGCUUGGACGUUCACGAUGUGGGUGGCUAUCUGCCCACGGAACCGAAGCGUCCGAGUGAACCGUGGCUUAGCAAGCUGCGCUUUGCACGAAUUUUGAAGGCCGGCAUGUACGUGACAAUUGAACCUGGAUGUUACUUCAUCACCUACAUAAUGGAUCGGGCUCUGGCCAAUCCGGACAUUGCAAAGUACAUUAACGUGGAUAUGUUCAAUCGCUUCCGUGGAUUCGGUGGAGUGCGCAUUGAAGAUGAUGUGCUCAUCACCGCCACGGGCACCGAAAACUUUGCGAUUGUGCCUCGUACGGUGGAGGAAAUUGAGGCCACCAUGGCUUCAACAUAAUCCUGUAUUAAUCAGUCUGCUGUACACACAAAACAAUAUACAAUAUUUCCAGAAUAUGUAAUGUACUGAUACAUAAUAUAAUUAUGUUUUAUCCAAUAAAUUUCAUGCGAAUAA
Messenger RNA from Drosophila ananassae, 1753 nucleotides. It is a transcript of the gene Dip-C, whose product is annotated as xaa-Pro dipeptidase. The record is from RefSeq and is a predicted model, not a curated record. Gene Ontology annotation, molecular function: manganese ion binding; metalloaminopeptidase activity. The transcript has a single exon. The coding region runs from base 179 to 1639 and encodes 486 amino acids. NCBI's taxonomy places the organism in Eukaryota, Metazoa, Arthropoda, Insecta, Diptera, Drosophilidae.